AUGUGCCAGAAGCAAGUCAUUUACCUAGGUUAUCAAUUAAAAGAUGGACAGAGAUGGCUGACCGAGGUGAGCAAACAGACUAUCACUAACAUCCCUGCCCCCCGGAACCCCCGCCAGCUGCGAGAGUUUCUGGGAACAGCGGGAUUCUGCCGCCUCUGGAUCCCAGGGUUUGCCGAGAUGGCUGCACCCUUGUAUCCUCUAACUAAACAAGGGACAAUGUUUGAUUGGGGAGAGGAACAGCAGAGGGCUUUCAAAAACAUUAAGAAAGCCUUACCAGCCUCCCCUGCUUUAGGCCUCCCUGACAUCACCAAACCCUUUGACUUGUUCGUGGAUGAGAGACAGGGUUACGUCAAAGGGGUCCUAACUCAAAAACUGGGCCCUUGGAGGCGUCCUGUAGCUUAUCUCUCAAAGAAACUCAACCCAGUUUCUUCAGGGUGGCCGCCCUGUCUGCGAAUGGUAGCAGCAAUCGCAGUCCUCACUAAAGACGCGGGUAAACUAACCCUGGGCCAGCCACUGACUAUCCUGGCACCCCAUGCGGUGGAAGCCUUGGUCAAGCAGCCUCCAGACCGCUGGCUCUCCAAUGCCAGCAUGACUUACUACCAAGCCCUGCUCCUGAAUGCGGACCGGGUGCAAUUCGGACCUGUGGUCGCUCUUAAUCCCGCGACCUUGCUCCCCCUGCCUGAGGACCCGGAACACCACGACUGCCUCCAGAUCCUCGCAGAAACACACGGGACCAGACCGGACCUGACAAAUCAACCCCUCCGAGAUGCUGACUAUACUUGGUAUACGGAUGGCAGCAGUUUCCUGGCAAAUGGGAAACGAAAGGCGGGGGCAGCAAUGACAACAGAGACUGAGGUAGUUUGGGCAGAAGCCUUACCAGCAGGCACCUCCGCCCAGAGGGCUGAACUCAUCGCUCUGACCUAG
Chionomys nivalis (European snow vole) is the source of this 924-nucleotide messenger RNA. RefSeq lists its product as uncharacterized. Gene Ontology annotation, molecular function: nucleic acid binding; RNA-DNA hybrid ribonuclease activity. Bases 1 to 924 code for a protein of 307 amino acids. The record is from RefSeq and is a predicted model, not a curated record. NCBI's taxonomy places the organism in Eukaryota, Metazoa, Chordata, Mammalia, Rodentia, Cricetidae. The transcript has a single exon.